Molecule: messenger RNA, 2537 nt
Organism: Drosophila takahashii
Lineage: Eukaryota; Metazoa; Arthropoda; Insecta; Diptera; Drosophilidae
Product: xaa-Pro aminopeptidase 2
Molecular function (GO): metalloaminopeptidase activity
Source: RefSeq, a predicted model, not a curated record
GGACUACGGACUAGUAAAUCGCGGGAAAUUUUAAGUGCAAAUAAAAACAAUGACGACAGCCAAAUGGAUUUGGCGCUUGGCGCUGAGCAUCUUGCUGGUCGUGGGCUUCGUGGCCGCCGAGAAACCAAAAGGCUAUCACCGGGAGAUUUGCCAGUACCGCAAGGGCAAACAUAUCCAGCCCAUGAGCGCCUACCACAAUCGCCUGCUGGCGAUGCGCGAACAAAUGCUGAUUAGGGCCACUCUGCAGGGUCCCGAGAUCCACGGCUACAUACUGCCCUCCACGGACGAGCAUCUCAACCAGGAGGUGGCGUCUCGGGAUCAGAGAUUACGCUACCUUUCCGGCUACACAGGAGUCCGGGCUUUCGCCGCGGUGACCAGUGGUGGAGCAGCCAUUUGGCUGGAGAACCGCUAUGCCCAGCAGGCUGAUGGAGAACUGGAAUGCGACUGGGAGAUCUAUCUGACCAGCGGGAACGUGACUGUGGCCGAUUGGCUGGGGAGUCACAUUCACGUCGACCAAAGGGUGGGCGCCGAUCCUCACCUGGUGCCCCACGCCCUGUGGAUCCAGUGGGAGCGUGAGCUAGACGAUAAGCUCCUCAAGCUGGUCAAGAUCAAUACCAAUCUGGUGGAUCACAUUUGGGGCAACGAGCGGCCAGAAGUGCCACGCAACCAGGUGAUCCAGGUGCACGAGAAGCGGUUCAACGGCGAGAAUUGGCAGGACAAGGUCAAGGAGCUGCGGAGGCGACUGGCCCACCUGGGUUGCGAUGCCAUGGUGGUCACCUCGCUGACCGAGGUGGCCUACCUGCUGAACAUCCGGGGCUCAGACAUUCCCUACACGCCAGUGGUGAAGUCCUACGCUAUUGUCAGCCAGGAUGAUAUAUUCUUCUAUGUGGACCACGCCAAGAUCAGUCUGGGCAUUGAUCUUCAUCUGCGCACCGACUGCUUCAAUGAAGAUUGUGUCAAGAUUAAAGAGUACAAUCAGAUUUGGAGUGACAUCCGCACGUAUGCUCAGAUCUGGAAACGAGUCCUGGUCUCCGCACCCUGUGUCCAAGAUCUGGGCGCCUCGGAGGCGAUAUACACCUCGAUGCCCGGGAAAAUCGUCGUUUGGGAGAUCUCACCCAUUAUCUUUAUGCGGGCGCAGAAGAAUUCCGAGGAGCAGGCCGGAAUGAGGAGGGCACACAUCCGGGAUGGAGCGGCCAUUUGCGAGGCGAUGAGCAACAUGGAGACGCGGUUCCACACGGAGCAGUGGACCGAGGAGAAGAUCAAGUACGAGGUGGAGCUGUGGCGGCUCUCGCAGAAGCACGCCAAGGGUCUGUCCCUGCGAACGGUGGUCGCCUAUGGCGAGCACUCCGCCCUGCCCUACUACAUCUCCAGCAACGUGACCAACAUCGAGGUCUCCGACCAGAGCCUGCUGGUCAUCGAGUCGGGUGGUCAGUAUCUGGAGGGCACCACCGAUGUUUCGAGGACUUUCAUCUUUGGCGAACCCACGCACGAGAUGAAAAAGGCGUACACGAGUGUGCUGGCUGGGAUUCUGCACCUGGCACAGCUCAAGUUUCCCUCGGAUCUGAAGCCAUCCGAGGUGGACGCCCUGGUGCGCAGCAUGGUGUGGAAGGACAUGACGGACUAUCCGCAGGCCACGGGCCACGGCAUUGGAUCCUUUAGUUCCGUGGAGGAACCUCCUAUAUCAGUUGCCUAUGGCAAGAACAGCAGCUUCCACUUCAAGCAGGGCUACUUCUUCUCCAGCGAAUCUGGCUACUAUAAGCGCAAUGACUUCGGCGUGCGGCUGAAGAACGUGCUCGAGGUGGUGGACACCGGACACACGCAUCCCAGCGGAGCACACUUCCUUGCAUUCCAGGACGUCACCAUGGUGCCCUACGAGCCCAAGCUGAUCGACAGCACGCUGCUCAGUGCGGCGGAGAAGCGGCUGCUGAACGAGUACAAUGCUAAGAUCCGGAACGAUGUGGGGGAUGAGCUGAAGCGACUGGGCAACAUGCGCGCCUUCUACUGGAUGAUGAACCAGACGCGACACAUCCGGGAGUAUCUGCCGGAGGACGAGUACCGCUCGGCGACGGGCGGAGCAAGUGGAGGCCUCACCACGACAAGUCCUUUGAUAGUUUUUCUUCUACUGAUCAUCCUUUUCGGGAUCCUCUUUGCGCAAUCCUAGGACCCCGGGGUUUUUAGUGUACACUGUCUGUAAUUAUGUAGAUCUAGUUAGCUAUGCAAAUUAAACGAGAGAAUCUGGGACUAACAUGAAAUCGAACCAAUCAAUAACUGCAACUGUUAGUAUUUUAGUAACCUCAUUUGGCCCUAAACAUCGAGUUUAGAUUUAAAUCAAUUAAAGUCGCACCCUGCCACCGGCCACCAAGUUUUCCCCGCUUAGUAAUAGGUAUUCACUCAAACCAAAUACGUAAAAUGAAGUGUAUAAAAUCUUAAAUCGUAAUUGACCAAAAAUAUGUUAAAACUGUUUACAUUAUUAAUACUUUGUCUGUAUACUUAAGAAAUAACAUUGUAUAUUUUUCUAAAUAUAAUUUGGAAAGUAA